CUUGCUUCUAUUCAUGAUGGUUGUGUGCCGAUUUGGGCUUCUGCUGUGGUGUGCUACGACACUUUCUGGUUUGGCAGCGGAGAACUCUUUACCUCUGGUCACAUGCGACGACGACAGCGUGAUGGCGGCAGCCGGCAUGGCCGUCCGUCGUAUCAAUGACAACCACAAGCAUGGCUUCAAGUUCAAUCUGCAGGAGGUCCAGAGCAGCAACUAUCAACAGUUUUCUGGAGGUUGCCAUAUCGAUGUCAACGUAAAGCUGGUGCAGACCAAAUGUCACUUCACUAACCCCAAACCUGUGGACCAAUGCAAGCUGUGGCAGCAGAAUGAGCGGGUAGAUAUUCUUUUGAGUUGGGAAAGCGCUCAGCUAUGUCUGUUGGUGUGCUGA
Molecule: messenger RNA, 385 nt
Organism: Syngnathus acus (greater pipefish)
Lineage: Eukaryota; Metazoa; Chordata; Actinopteri; Syngnathiformes; Syngnathidae
Product: antihemorrhagic factor HSF-like
Exons: 2
Coding region: 14-385 (123 amino acids)
Biological process (GO): negative regulation of endopeptidase activity
Cellular component (GO): extracellular region
Molecular function (GO): endopeptidase inhibitor activity
Source: RefSeq, a predicted model, not a curated record